This is a messenger RNA of Zeugodacus cucurbitae (melon fly), 2642 nucleotides long. Its product is annotated as leucine-rich repeat and death domain-containing protein 1. NCBI's taxonomy places the organism in Eukaryota, Metazoa, Arthropoda, Insecta, Diptera, Tephritidae. Gene Ontology annotation, molecular function: protein binding. The transcript is spliced from 4 exons. Bases 1114 to 2124 code for a protein of 336 amino acids. The record is from RefSeq and is a predicted model, not a curated record.
AUGUGUCUAGAGGUGUCUAGUGGUUAGUGACGUGUUGGUGAAGCGCUGUGAGCUUACUUAUAUUUUUAGAAGGUAUAAAAUGAGUUCUCGUAGGCGCUAGUGUGCUAUUUCGCUACUGAAACUGAAACGACGUGCCUUUUUGUCGUUCGACGCCGUAAUAAAUGUAAACACGCACAUGCCAAGUAGUCGCGUUGCGUGCUAGUAAAUAGCGUACCUACACAUAUGUACAUAUAGUAGUUAUGAAGUGAAACAGUUUGAAAUUUCAUUUACACCUGUGCGAGCAGCUGAAGUGAACGCGUGUGUUUUACGCAAAAAUUACAUAUAAACAUAUAUACAAAUGCAUAUAAUAUCUGAAACUAUUUUUAAAAUAAAACUACAAGAUUUACAAUAAUCAAUGCAUGCUGCUGGGAGAGAAUACGAGUAUUUGCUAAAAAUGCAGACGAAGCAACACGAUUCACAAAAAAAUAAAUCAAGUUAACACAUACAAGUGACACGGCAUACAUUUGUACUUCAUAUGUACACUCUUAUGCAUAAGAUAUUUCAGCAGUUGUUUGCCGAUUUCGGUGCAUAUUUUGUUAGUGUGCUCGCAUAAUCUGUGCUUCAACGACCAGCUGUUUCAUAGCUGCACUGCCUGCCCAGAUCUGCUAUUGCUUUUGUUACAGUAGAAUACCUGCGCUCGUGUGUUGUGCGGCUGACUUUUCACCCGGCAAAGUUCGUUGGUGGCUAUAAAUACGUAGUCUGUUUUUGGCUUACGUACGUACUUAUGGGCAAAAAAAAAAAACAUAAUAAUACAUUUCUACAAUUGUUUUUACACAACUGUUGUACGUUUGUGAAUGUCAUGGAAUUUCUUAAUAAAACUUAAUCAAAAGUAAUCAAAAAGUAUUGACGUGUGUGACUGAAACAUUUCUUCGUACGUUACUAGAAAGCGAAAACAAAUACAUAUAUACAUACGUAAGUUGCAGCGCGACAAAUCGCUUGGGAAGCGGAAAGGGGAAACAUACAUAACAGCAAUUUCUUUUAAAAAACAAAACAAAGGCCAAAUUACAAAAUAGACGUACAAAAAUUUAUAUAACCAUACUACGUACUCAUAAACAAUUGGCAUAAUUUUCGCAAAUGUUAAUCAUGAAUAGAAUUUACCAGUUCUUUCGUCACAAUCACGUCCUGGCCAUAUGCGAGGAUGCCAUUGACAACAAAUCGUUUACGUUGAAUUUGUCACGUUUCGAGAUGCCUGAUGUGCCUGAUUUGGUGGCAAAGUGUCCAAUACUGCUGAAACUCUUCCUCAAUAAUAAUUAUUUGACCAAGUUGCCUCCCAUUAUUGCCAAUUUGUCACGGCUGCAGGUGCUAACAUUGGACUACAAUCGUUUGGAUAGCUUCCCCGUGGUAAUCUGUCAACUGACAAACCUGCAUAGUUUAAAUCUUAGUUGUAAUGAAAUAGACAAACUGCCACCAGAAAUCGGACAUCUAACACAGCUGCAAGUAUUUUGGUGCAAUAAUACGGGUCUUUUAGAAAUUCCCGAGGAAAUCGGCAAUUGCCAUCGCCUAGAGACGUUCGGGGCACGUGGCAAUAAGUUAAAGUGUUUACCAAACAGUAUGGGUUUGCUAACGAAUUUGCGUUGGUUGACUUUCGAAUCCAAUGAACUGACUGAUGUACCCGCCACAUUGGGUGCACUCUCCAAGCUGGUGCAUCUGAAUUUCAAGAAUAACUUGCUCACCACCGUGCCCGCUUGCCUGUCACAUAUGCAUAAAUUGCAAUAUGUUUUUCUCAAUAAAAAUCGCAUAGAGACAAUGCCCGCUGAGGAAGAUCUGUUUAGCACACGUUUUGUGCGUAUGCUGAAUCUUAGUGAAAAUCCAAUAUGCAACUCAGCGGAAGCACGCCAACAGCUUAGGGAGCAUAUGCAUGUGCAUUGUGAAGAGUAUUUAGAUGUAGGCGAGCAACAGCGUCUGGCAACGCGUGAGCAAAGUGAAGAUGACGACGAGGAUGAUGGUGAUAUGAACUCCGAUUGGGAGAAUAGUAUAGCAACUAGUGAUUUGGAUACAACAGAUGAGAGUGGUCCCGAAAAUGACUUUGAGGAUAUUUCCAUGCUAAUACCUGAACUUUCACGGUACAUAACAAAUUUCACAUGAAUCGUGUAUAUCUUAAAGGACUUAAGCGUACUUUUGUUAGACGCGCUGUACUCACAAACGUACAUAUAUACAUACAUAUCUAAAAAAUAUAUUCAUAUGACUCAAUGUUGGUAUUGAAAUUAUGUGAUAACUUCUACAAUUUUAAAACUAUACAAACAAAAAAAAAACAUUUUAACUUUAUUUUAAAAAACAAAAUGUUUUUUUAUUGAACUAUAAGAAGAGUAGGAUGCGUACUCAUAUGAAAUGCAAUCACAUUUACAUUUACAUUUACAUUCACAUAUUGUUAUUUUUGCACAGCAAAACUUUGCAAUGAUGCUCUGUCAAAAGUUGCACCAUCGACAGUCAUACUGAGGAAAACGUCAACAAAAGGAAGUUGGAAACAGCGUACUGCUGGCGCUUAAUGCCAGCAAACUUAAAACUACUUCAGUAAAAAUUAUUGGUUUGUUUGUUUUUAAAUUGGUUUUGCGGCCUGAGUUGUUGUUGGCUUUUUUUUGUGAAGCUUAGCCAGACAUCUUUUU